GGAAACCAGAGAAAAGAAUGGUGGUGUUGGUUGACAAGUAGCUCGCUCUUUUCUGUUUUUCCAUAGACGUUUCUUACACCACGGCUACUAGGAUUGCUACCCUACUACCAGAACUACUACUACUACUUCUACUACUACUAUUUCCGCCACCACCACUACCAUCACCACCACCACGUCUUGGCCUUUCGUUCGGUUCCAAGACGAAGCAAGACGUUCCAACAUUGGUUUCACUCUUGGUCCACUCGUCCACUCGUUGGGUCGGUCCGUUGGAUAUCUGGCAUGAUAAUGUCCAAUGGUGCGAAGGUUAGAUCAGUCUUUCAGUUGGACUCGGACUGAGCAUAACUUGAUGAAAGGCGGGCGAAAAAAAGGUGGUUUAAUUGCUCUUUGAACUUGGAACGAGCCUUAAAUAACAACCCGUUGUCCUCGUGAUUAAGUAGGGCGUUGUUAUGAGGAGAUUUUCUUGGAGAGGUUAAACACGCAUUUUGGGAGUCGAAGAACACAUAGGAUCGAGAAUUCAUCAGAAUGAGCGGUUCUACUCAAAGUCCGUGGUCGACACCUUCGAAAAGUGAGUACCAGUUUGGCGAGGGCUUCAUUCAGCUCAAAGACGAUGGGGAGUUCCAAAAAUUUGACCAAGGCCUGGUGGACGAGAUCUUAGAGCGUGAGCUGCCGGAUGGACAGGCAAGUUCCGAAGAUCAUUUGGAUUCAUUUAGUGAAAAUAGUGAUCAGCGGCGAAGCUCGUGGAGUAAAGCGCCGAAGGUGAAAGUGAAAGAUGCGGCCCCGCCCCCUCGACAGCUCAAUAAAUACAAAGUCUCCCAUUCUCCCACCAAGUUGAAAAACGGGAAAGUCAUGCCCGUCCCUAUUUUGAAGGCGAGAAGCCAAUCUCUGGAUCAUCGAAGCAAAAAAACACCUGGUGGGAAAUCCAAAGGAAAACUCCCUUAUGGCAGUCAAACCAACUUGAACCGAAAGAGUCCAAAUCUGGAAGAAAGUUCCGAAGCCUCGUCAGAAAACUCAAGAGUACCGACAGUGGUGUGUUCUGGAUCUUCAGAGAGGAAAUCUCCUCCCUCCUGUGAUCGUAAAUCCCAGGGCCAACAACCUUCGCAAUCCUCCAAGGAUAGUCCCAAGAAAUCGCCACGGAAAUCUCGAAAGAAGGCCCGCGAUAUCAUUGAGUUGGUGGAUCCUUUCAACCAGAUUCGCUCAGACGAUGUUCGACGAUGGGAAAAGGAGAUUCGAACCACUGCCAAAAUCGACGUCGAAGCCAGUGAUUUGGCUGCCAGUCUGGCUUUCACCAACGCUUUUGUUUUGAAGCUCAAUCAAAUUGCCAAGCAAGGCUUACUGAAUCGAAAUGUGGUGUUUCGAGUUGGAGCGUACAUUUCCAAAUACCGCAUUGAGGAUGCAGAUUGGAAAAAGUCCUUAAACUCGUUCUUCUCCUUCGCUCGGCAACUCGCAUCCGUUCGAGAAGGAUUGGGCACUCUGGAACAAAAAGAGACCUUUGAUUUAGAGGAGGCCUCUUGGGUGCCGCCAAAUAUGGAUCGUGUUCCUCCGAGGCCAGCUACGGCUAAGCCCAAGGACCCCGACUUCUACGACUUCAAGGACGAUAAUUUGGCCAAAGACUAUCGCAAGUUAUGGGAGGAAUAUCACGCGCUCAAAACUGCAUCUACGGACCAGUGAAGCAGCAGCUACGUAGCUCAGUGACUCAGUGACUCAGUGACUGGAUGACUGAUAGACCAAGUGCUUGAUGUUUGAUAAGAUGACCAAUGUCAGAAGAGCUUAAUCAAAUACCUGUCUCUUGUCCCAUCGCAAAGGUUUCGAUCUUUCGGUUUUAUUGGUUAUAUCCAUUGUAAAAGCAGAUAUUAUUUCUCAUAAGUAAACAUUUCUUUGAUAAUUGAGUCAACAUUCUAGUAUAAUAUACUAGUAAUAGUAAUAUCAGUGAUGACAGAUAAUAAUGACGAUAAUGAUAAUCAUAAUAACCAUUGUAAUAGCAAUAGUGAUGAUUAUAAUAAGAAUAUGAAUAAUAAAGGUAUUAAUAAUAGUAAAUGAAUCUAGAGUUUUCAUGGUCUUAUGAUGAUGUUUCUGUUAAAACUGCAUCACAUAUUCACAUCUGUUGUUGUGGUUGUUGUUUUGUUGCUGCUGUUGCUGUUUCGUCCGCAUUUCAUUGUUUUUGCGAGUGCUUUUUCACGAUUCGAAAUUGAGGAAAAGAGAAGGGGAGAAGAGAGGAGGAAUAAAGAUGCAGUAAUGAUUUUCGUCUCGUCUGCCUAAGGCGAAUCCCAAAGGAUUUUUCUCAUUGAUUCAAAGAGGGAGGGUGCAAAGUACUGAAGGUAUCGCGUGGUGACGUGAAUUACAAGAAAAAUCAAAGGAGUCGGAUUUGAUUGAGGCAAGAUUGUGGAUGGAUCAGUCUGAAGAAGACCAACGAAGAGUCUCAAAACAGUUGCGCUUGGUUAUGUCGAAGCAGAAUAGGAUCGACCAUGAAUUUAGAACGAACAAGAAAUGUCGUCCGGCUAUUGUUGGAAGCAUGUAGUAGGGAGACGAGCCAGAUUGAGGGUUAAUUAUGUAACUCG
Messenger RNA from Tigriopus californicus, 2555 nucleotides. RefSeq lists its product as uncharacterized. The transcript is spliced from 5 exons. The record is from RefSeq and is a predicted model, not a curated record. NCBI's taxonomy places the organism in Eukaryota, Metazoa, Arthropoda, Copepoda, Harpacticoida, Harpacticidae. The coding region runs from base 523 to 1668 and encodes 381 amino acids.